AUGGCGGCUUCUAAGGUUGUUACUGCGAUUACAGAUCUGCCUUAUCAGUCUUCUUCUUCUUCCUGUUCUCUUUCUUCAACUCUUGCUGAUCUCUCCAAGAUCUCUCCUUCCAUGAGUAUGGAUGAUCUCCUCAAGCUCAUUAACCCUCCCUUUGAACCUGAACCUGGUUCGGCUGCCAAUGCUCAAUCUGGUUCUGUUGGUUCGAUUCCUCGGCAGGGGAGCUUGACGCUUCCGAGGGAAUUGGCCGCCAGGUCGGUGGAUGAGGUGUGGAAGGAGAUGGUGGAGAGGAGUGAUCAGAUGCUGGUGGGCUCAGGGGUGGUGGGUCGAGAGGAGCAGACUGCUCUGGAGGAUUUCUUGAUCAAGGCUGGAGCUGUCAGAGAGGAGGACGUCAGAGGCGUUCCUGCUGUUGCGGUGGGUGCCGACGGAGGGAGCCACUGGGCAGACGCAGCGGCGUUCAAUGGUGUUGGUGAUGGUGGUGCUGGAUUCGCAGCGCCCUCAGUGCCGGCGUUUGAAAAAGUAAUUGAGGGGCCGGUGGUCGGGGGAGUAGCUGCAGAAUCAUCGAGAAGGGGAAAGAGGAGGGUUCAAGAGGCACCCAUGGACAGGGCCUCGCUUCAGAAACAGAGAAGGAUGAUAAAAAACAGAGAGUCCGCAGCUAGGUCCAGAGAACGCAAGCAGGCUUACACAUCUGAGUUAGAGGCUAUGGUAGCACAACUGGAGAAAGAGAACGCGCAGCUAAGAGCGGCUGAGGUUGAGAGAAACAAUGAGAGGUUCAGGCAGCUCAUGGAGUUCCUGCUUCCAGUUAUGGAGAAGGGCAGCGCUAGGCCUCGGAUCAUGCAUCGGAGGGUGAGUUCAGCUCAGUGGUGAUGCUGUCUG
This is a messenger RNA of Neltuma alba, 873 nucleotides long. RefSeq names its product ABSCISIC ACID-INSENSITIVE 5-like protein 7. The record is from RefSeq and is a predicted model, not a curated record. Lineage: Eukaryota; Viridiplantae; Streptophyta; Magnoliopsida; Fabales; Fabaceae. Gene Ontology annotation, cellular component: nucleus. The coding region runs from base 1 to 864 and encodes 287 amino acids. The transcript is spliced from 4 exons. Gene Ontology annotation, molecular function: DNA-binding transcription factor activity. Gene Ontology annotation, biological process: positive regulation of DNA-templated transcription.